Molecule: messenger RNA, 1664 nt
Organism: Pyrus x bretschneideri (Chinese white pear)
Lineage: Eukaryota; Viridiplantae; Streptophyta; Magnoliopsida; Rosales; Rosaceae
Product: cytochrome b561 and DOMON domain-containing protein At3g61750
Exons: 3
Coding region: 175-1407 (410 amino acids)
Source: RefSeq, a predicted model, not a curated record
AACACCAACCAGCAUCCCCACCACCACCAACCACUUUCCAUUUUCCUUCAAACCCAAGAGACUAAAACCUGCCAACCUCCUGAAUGCGCCUUCUCUUUCACAAUUUACAUCGUCCAUGGUAUUGUCACUGCCUGUUCUAGCCUUGGAUCGCAUUCCUAGUUCUUGGUCUUUCCAAUGGCGAGCUUGGGGUCUUGGCCGGUUUUUGCUUCGAGGUUUGCUUUCAGGCUAUGUAUUCUGAUCCUUGUCUUGGAGGCCAAGUUUGAUGUUAUGGCUGCUGAUGGCAGUUAUGUUCCGGGGGUUAAUAGCGCUGGUGGCGGCAAUGAUGCAUCGCAGCUUUGUGACAAUGAUCUGAGCAGUUUUAUGCUACCACCAUAUAGUAAUUCAUCAUCUGAUCUAGUCUGCAGACCUAUUUGGAACACUUUUGUUUUGAGAUACUCUCAGACAGAAGAUCACGUCGUGAACAUUAUAUUAUCCGCUGUAUACACAACAGGAUGGGUAGGAAUAGGAUUUUCCAAAGAUGGAAUGAUGGUUGGUUCAAGUGCAAUAGUGGGAUGGAUUAACAAAAAAGGCGAAGCAAGAAUUAAGCAAUACUAUUUGCAAGGCUCCAAGGUGUCACUAGUUAUCCCAGAUAAAGGUGAAUUGCCACUCACUGGCAUUCCUGCUUCUGUUGUGCUUCAUGGACCUAGAAUUUACUUGGCUUUUCAGAUGAAAUUCCAAGCUCAUCUUGCUCGUCAGCCAAUCAUCUUGGCUAUCGGAAGCGGUUACCCCAAGCACCACCACCUAACCAUACACAACGAUAAAACAACCGUCAUGUUCGAUUUCUCUGCAGGCUCCGCAUCUGCGCUAGAGGCACCUAGUCAUCUUGGGAAAAUGAAGAAGAACCAUGGAAUAUUGGCUAUAUUUGGAUGGGGUCUAAUAAUUCCUAUUGGGGCAAUUGUGCCAAGAUACUUGAAGCACAAGGAACCUUUGUGGUACUAUCUCCAUUCAAUUAUUCAAUUUGUUGGAUUUGUGAUUGGGCUUGCAGCUGUGGUAGUUGGCCAGAAACUCUAUACUAAAAUAGGAGCCAACUUUCCAACGCAUAGAGGCAUCGGGAUUUUUGUUCUUGUACUUAGCAUCCUUCAGAUAUUGGCAUUUUUCCUAAGGCCCAACAAGGAUGCCAAGAACAUUAGAAAGUACUGGAAUUGGUACCACCACUGGCUUGGAAGGUUUGCACUCUUCUUUGCAGCCGUGAACAUAGUUCUGGGGAUCAAGAUUGGAGGUGAAGGAAAUGACUGGAAGAUUGGUUACGGAUUUCUUCUCGGCGUAAUUCUUGUCUCAGUAAUUCUGUUAGAAGUAUUGGCAAGGAUGAGAAGAACAGAGAAGGAUGAUAUUACUCCAAACUUCCAAAUGAAUCCAGUCCAAUUAUAGGCAGCGAGAAAGAUUCAAGUUCUCUAAGUCUCUAAGAGGUUUCUCUCUCGUUUUUCUUCCUUUUCUUUUCUUCGUUUUUGUAAUGCAUGAUAUCACAGUGAGUAAAAUACAGAAUGAAAAAAAAAAAAAAAAUUUGUAUGAAAUAGCUACGUGUAUUUUUUGACAUAUAUGAAUGACAAAUACAUGUAUAAUAUGUAUGUACAAUUGAGGUGCAUAGUAAAAGCUAAAAGAAAAGUCGGAAGUGUUUUUCAGCAUGA